GGCUCGAGGGGGGCGCGGCCGGGCAAGAUGGCGGAGGGCGACAACAACAGCGUGUACCAGCUGGCUUCGGAAACUGCUAGCCUGGAAGAGCAAUUGCAAGGAUGGGGAGAAGUGAUUUUGAUUACUGAUAAAGUUCUUCGCUGGGAGAGAGCCUGGUUUCCUCUGGCGCUGAUGAGUGUUGUUUCCUUUUCUUUUCUGAUGAUCUACUACUUGGACCCAUCAGUUCUUUCAGGUGUUUCCUGUUUUGUUAUGUUCCUCUGUUUGGCUGAUUAUCUUGUUCCUGCUCUCGCACCUAGAAUCUUUGGCUCUAACAAAUGGACUACGGAACAGCAGCAAAGAUUUCAUGAAAUCUGCAGCAAUUUGGUAAAAUCUCGUCGUCGAAUUGUUGGUUGGUGGAAACGUCUUUUCACGCUGAAGGAAGAGAAGCCUAAAAUGUACUUCAUGACCAUGCUUUUUUCUCUUGCUGUGGUUGCCUGGAUUGGACAGCAAGUUCACAAUCUCUUUCUGACCUAUCUUAUCGUAAGCUUCUUGUUGCUGUUUCCUGGACUAAACCAGCAUGGGAUCAUUACAAAGUAUGUUGGAAUGGCGAAAAGGGAGAUAAACAAACUUCUCAAGCACAAGGAAAAGAAAAAUGAAUGAAGACUGAACUGCUGUUCACUCCUGUGAAAGGUUUCCUUGGGAACAGUUUUGAGAGUUUAAUGUAUAACUAAGACAAUAGAAGUUGUGUUGCUCACUGGCUUUUUUUUUUUUGUCUCCUUGAUGAAGUGGAAAUGUCAUCCUAGCAGCUGCCAUGGGUUUGUGCCUCUCUUGCUGUGCUGACUAGGCUUCUGCAGCUGAUCUUGAAUGAAAUAUCCCAAUCUUUGUACAGAGCUUUGUUGUCUUCACCAGAUGAAGAGGCCCUGUGAAUAAAUACCCCCACUCCAGAAACAGCAGAGCUGUAAUGCAUGAUAACAUUUCUGUUACUGCAUUAGUGUCACUGUUAAUUUAUGGCCACAGGAAGUACAGAAGGCAGUUCUGAAAGCUUAUGCCUUUUGCAGGCUUGUAACUACUGAUUCUUGAGUAGAGUGAUCAUAGCUGAGAGUGCACAGCCAGGGGGGCAGAGGGUGAUUCCAUUGUCUCACUGAAUCUGUUUGCUUUUUUUGGCUGCAUCUACCAGACUAUCUGUUGAGUGAGGGUCUGGAAUAUUUAAAUCUGUAGUUCAGUUAUUUAGCUGUAGUGUAAACUUCAACUCAUUGCACUGAGACUGUAGUAAAUGAGUUAAGGUGUGAGUUAGUGUAGCAACUGAUUGUUCUGAAACCUGCUGUUAUCGCGGAGCCGUGUCACGUGUUUGGUUUGGUGAAUGUUGUUGUGUCUGUACACAAAAUCACCUGGAAUGUGCUGGGUUUGUCUCCUGUAAAUAUGCCUGAAUUGUUUGUGCUUUUCUAUGGCCUCUCCCUCCUUUUUUAAAACUGAACUUUUCUCUUUAAAAAGCUAAAACCUGUGUUAAUGCAUUUUAAGAGUUUCCCGUUUUAAAAUGAACCCUCCUCUGUGUCUGUUGUAAACUAUUGAAUAGAUAAAUACAGACUAAAGAGAAACUUUG
This is a messenger RNA of Cuculus canorus (common cuckoo), 1579 nucleotides long. RefSeq names its product ADP ribosylation factor like GTPase 6 interacting protein 1 (gene ARL6IP1). NCBI's taxonomy places the organism in Eukaryota, Metazoa, Chordata, Aves, Cuculiformes, Cuculidae. The coding region runs from base 28 to 639 and encodes 203 amino acids. The transcript has 6 exons. The record is from RefSeq and is a predicted model, not a curated record.